GUUGGCAUCAAAUUAAAAGUGAAAGCAAAAAUGUACAAGUGAAAGUAAAUUUGAUAUACGGACAAUAAAAAGACAAGUUGUCGAAACAGCGAUUUUUCUAGUAUAUAAGUGAAAUAUAGGAUGAUUUUGUUCAAUUUUGGAUAGACAGUUUGAAGAUGUAUCCACCGAACUGCGUUUUGAUGUCUCUGUUUCUGAUGAUCGCUGAUGGCUUCACUGUUCGUGGUCCCUCUGCUCCUCUGUCUGCUCCUCUGGGAUCUUCAGUGGUUUUACCCUGUUAUGUUGAUGAAGCUUUACCGGUGGAGGAUCUGGAGGUGGAAUGGAGACGAGCAGACUCAGAGACUCUGAUUCAUCUGUAUCAAGAUGGUGAGAGUCAGCCAGAGGUCCAGCAGCAGGAUUAUCAUGAUAGAGCUCAUUUCUUUACUGAGGAGAUUCAACAUGGAAACUUCUCCCUCCGUCUGGACAAUCUGACAGCUCAAGAUGAAGGAGAAUACAGGUGUAGAGUUCACAGUCAGCAGGAUUCUGGAGAAACUGUGGCUCAGAUAAAAGAUGUUGAGCGUUUGCUGGUGUCAGGCUCAGAGGAGUCCAUCUCUGCAUAUGUUGGUGAGGACGUGACUCUGAACUGCUCUGUAGACUCUCACAUCACACCUGAACACAUUGAAGUUUCAUGGAUAAAAACUGAUGGAGAUAUUCUGGUUCUGCUUUAUGAAAACAAUGAGACUUUACCAGAUUCAUCACAUGAGAGAUACAAAGACAGAGUUGAGUUGUUCACUGCUGAAAUCCCCAAAGGAAACUUCUCUCUCAGACUGAAGAGUGUCAGAACUGAGGAUAAAGGAGUUUACAUGUGUCAAGUGUUUGCUGGAGGUUUAUCAGCUAGUGUGACUGUCGAGCUGGGGGGACUGGGUCUCUCUGCUUUACACAUAAUAAUGAUGAUUCUGUGUAUUUCUGCAUCUGGAUCUGCUCUUCUGCUCUGCUUUAUGAUCUACUGCAGGUCACCUAGUAAAGGUUUUUUUGUCCAGCAAAUUUAUAAUCGUUCAUUUUAUGUGGGAUCUUCAGUGGUUUUGCACUGCCAUGUUGACAGAAGCUUACUAAAGAAAAUACAGAAGGUGGAAUGGAGAAGAAAAAACACCAAGACUCUGGUUCAUAUGUAUCAAGAUGGUGAGGUUCAGCAGCAAGAUUAUCAUGAUAGAGCUCAUUUCUUUACUGACGAGAUUCAACAUGGAAACUUCUCCCUCCGUCUGGACAAUCUGAGAGCUGAAGAUGCUGGAGAAUACACAUGUACAGUUUACAGUGACCGGUUUACAGUGAUCAGGACAGCAGAGAUAAAAUUGGCACCAGAGUUUGCAGUGAAAGGCUCUUCUGGUAUUAAGACCGUUUUAAUGGGAUCGUCGAUAGUUUUGCCCUGUCAGGUUGACAAACCCUUGUUACAGAGAAACCUGAAAGUGGAAUGGAGAAGAAACUCAGAGACUCUGGUUCAUCUGUAUCAGGAUGGUAAAAGUCAACCAAACAAACAGCACAAAGAUUAUCAUAACAGAGCUCAUUUCAUUUUGAAGAAGAUUAAAGAAGGAAACUGCUCCCUCCGUCUGAAAAAACUGAAAGCUGAAGAUGCUGGAAAAUACACAUGUAAAGUUUAUAGUGACCAGGAAUGUGUCCAUUCGGAAGAAGCAGAUGUGAUAAUACCAGGGUUUGAAGUUCAAUGUACUCGUCACAUACUUGCUCCUCUGGGAUCUUCAGUGGUUUUGCCCUGUUAUGUUGGUCGACCUUUACCAAUGGAGGGUUUAAAGGUGGACUGGAAACGAGCAGACUUAGAUUCAGACUCAGAUUCAGACUCAGAAUCAGAAUCAGAAUCAGACUUAGACUCAGAAUCAGAAUCCGACUCAGACUCAGAAUCAGAAUCAGAAUCAGACUCAGACUCAGACUCAGACUCAGAGACUCUGGUUCUUCUAUAUCAAGAUGGUGAAAGUCAUGCAAAGAAACAGGAUGAAGAUUAUCAUAAUAGAGCUCAAUUCUUUUCUAAGGAGGUUCAACAUGGAAACUUCUCCCUCCGUCUGGAUAAUCUCAGAGCUGAAGAUAGGGGAAAAUAUAAAUGUAAUGUUUACAGACAUCAGAGAAGAGUGUUUUCUGUCAAGAAAAAAAUGGCACUCAGAUUACUAGAAACCGUGUUUUGUCUUCAGAUGUUUCUCAUGUUUUUUCCAAAUAUUCUGAUGUUUCUUGCUUUUGUCCUGUGGGGGUUUUCUGAAGGCUCUCUUAUUGAGUCUGUCUCUUGUUGUGCUCUUUAUCUUCUGAGGCCUCUCAUGUUGCUCUGGGCGGCUCCAUAUAUUAAAGAGUUUAAAGGGAACAUGAAGGCCUGGAUUUUGUAUUAUAGUUAUGAGACAGAAUAUAUUGCUUUCUCUGCAGUUUUUUAUUCAGUUCUGUUUAAAUCUGCCUGGGAUAAAAGUCUGAAUUACACAGGAUUUGAACGUGUCGUGAUAAUAGUCCUUUUUGUUAUAGUGCUUCUCUUAACCCUCAUCUAUAUUAUUUACUUGUUGACUACAUUCAUUGGGAAAUUGAGUGAACGAAUAGAGGCUAUAUUCGAUUUUCUGGCUGGUGUCAGCUUGGAUGUUCUGCCUUCACUGCAGUUCAUCCUUCUGUUCUUCGCCUUUGGAUCUGCAAGAGCGGGAUUCUUCAUUGUUGCAGUUUUACCAGUUUUUCUCACAGUGACAAAUUACGACUGGGAUUUAACAUGUGGAGAAAAGAUGGGCUGUUUACCUUCAGUCAUGAGAUCAGUGUGGUUAAUCCUCAUGUUAUUAAUCAAUGCUGUAAUGGUCUAUUUCUACAUCAUGGCACUGGAGAAUGAAAAAGAUCGUGUUGGAUGGGCCUGUAUGAUUGCGUUUCUGCAGUUACUCUGGGCAGUGACAGACUUUACACGCACAUUUGAAUUUGAUCUUCAUCGUGUUGAUACUGUCUAUGUGUUUGGAUCAGUUGUUGUUGUUUUACUGAACUCUGUUACUCUGAUGACUGAACUCAUACUGAAAACAGUUAAUGGUGAAGGUGCAGUUGGAGAUUUGAGAAUCGUCGUCUUUUCCUCUGAAUUCAUCUUCACUUUCUUUCUGUUGGUUUUAAUGGUAUUUGAGCCAUGGAUCAAAACAUGUCAGCAGUCAUGUCAGAAGGCAAGAAAGUCUCGUCAAACUCCAGCUGCUGAAUCACAGAAUGCAGCAGUAUCUGUGGAACCUCCAGUCAGUGAAUCCAACCAGAGCCAGAGGCCUACAGAAUCUGUUGAAAUGAGGCCACUUCUGAAUCAAGAUCAGCAGGCUAGUGGGAGUGAAAAUCAGCCUGAUUCUGUAGUUUCACAAGCAUAACCAACAAUGACAGAAAUAGAAUUUGUAACCAUUAAACCCUAUUAUUCUUUUUAUUUCUCUAAUACAGUUCUUUGAGACAUUUAUGAUGUACUUAACUGUACAUUAUUGCACUUUUUGUAUGUAUAUACUGGUGAUUUGAAUUGUUUGAUUUAUUAAUUAGUUACAGCAAAAGCAGAGUAAAUAAACUGACACAAAGACAAACCAUGAUAAAUUGAGAUAAAUUCAAUAAAAUGAGAAAGAAAAAUCAUGAUAUUCAUAUAAAUCUAUAAAUCUGAUAUUUAAGUAACUCUGUCACAGUGUCAGCAAGAGAUUGUAAUGUUAGUGAAUGUUUAUUUCUGGGUCAUUUCUUAAACCCAUCAGGCACUGCAACCAAGUAUUCAUUUUUCAAAUGGAUAAGAGAGCAGGUGUAGGCCAGUGUCUCCUGUGUUCAUGUAGUAUUCGGAUUCAAAACAUUUAUGAAAGAAAAUCAUAGCAUUUAAGCCAGAAAAUCAUCUACAGGAGUCACAACAUUGCCUAUAAACACAGGUGAAAUAAAUCUGCUGAAUUCCCUCAAUUGUAAAUGAUUUUAAAAAGUGUCUGGAUUGUUUUCCUUCAUAUUCCUGGAAACAGCCUGUAAUUCUGUCUUUACAAAGUGUACAGUGCAGAUGUAUUGUCUCACCUCCAUAAUAACGACUGUGGAAAAAUGUUAAUGAAAUUAAUGCAUUCAUAACCUUUUAUUUUGGUCAAAACUUCAGAUUGUGCAUGUUAAUAAUGUAUGGGCAUAAUCAUUACAGUCAUAUCGUCUGUAUAUAAUCUAUUUUACUUUUCAUUGCAUGGUGCUUUAUUUCUAGUAAAAGCAUGUAUUUUUCAUGCUAAAACUGUACUAACAAGCAUGUUGUGAAUUUCAGUUAAUUCUGUAACAGCAGCUUUGUUUUAUAUUAAAUUAUUUUGUGUAUUUUGUGUGUAGCACUGUUUGUUUAAUUAUUGUGGAAAAGAUCGUUUGGUUGUUAUUAAACCUUCAGUGUGUCUCAA
Messenger RNA from Danio aesculapii, 4346 nucleotides. RefSeq lists its product as uncharacterized. The transcript is spliced from 20 exons. Gene Ontology annotation, cellular component: external side of plasma membrane. Gene Ontology annotation, biological process: negative regulation of T cell proliferation; immune response; cellular response to lipopolysaccharide. The record is from RefSeq and is a predicted model, not a curated record. NCBI's taxonomy places the organism in Eukaryota, Metazoa, Chordata, Actinopteri, Cypriniformes, Danionidae. The coding region runs from base 156 to 3335 and encodes 1059 amino acids.